ACGCGCGGGAGGGGGGAGCCCCCGCCCCUCCCGCCGGUCAGCGUCACGCGUGACGUUACGCGUGAUGGGUGGGAGGGCAGGAGCAGGGGCGACGCGCCUAGAGGAAGGCGGGUCUCGGAGCUGCAGAAACCGGACGCCCAGGAGCUCGGGAAAGCAAAAUGGGUGAGUUGCCCUUAGAUAUCAAUAUCCAGGAACCUCGCUGGGACCAAAGCACUUUCCUGGGCAGAGCCCGGCACUUCUUCACUGUUACCGACCCCCGAAAUCUGCUGCUGUCUGGAGCACAGCUGGAAGCUUCACGGAACAUCGUGCAGAACUACAGGGCUGGCGUGGUGACACCCGGGCUCACUGAGGACCAGCUGUGGAGAGCCAAGUAUGUGUACGACUCUGCCUUCCAUCCCGACACAGGGGAGAAGGUGGUCCUGAUUGGCCGUAUGUCAGCGCAGGUGCCCAUGAACAUGACCAUCACUGGCUGCAUGCUCACCUUCUACAGGAAGACCCCGACAGUGGUGUUCUGGCAGUGGGUGAAUCAGUCCUUCAACGCUGUUGUUAACUACUCCAACCGCAGUGGCGAUGCUCCCAUUACUGUGGGGCAGCUGGGAACAGCUUAUGUGAGUGCCACCACUGGUGCGGUGGCCACAGCCCUGGGACUCAAAUCCCUCACCAAGCACCUGCCCCCCCUGGUUGGCAGAUUUGUGCCCUUUGCAGCGGUGGCAGCUGCCAACUGCAUCAACAUCCCCCUGAUGAGGCAGAGGGAACUGCAGGUGGGCAUCCCAGUGACUGAUGAGGAAAGUCAGAGACUUGGCCACUCGGUGGCUGCAGCCAAGCAGGGAAUCUUCCAGGUGGUGAUAUCAAGAAUCUGCAUGGCCAUUCCUGCCAUGGCCAUUCCCCCCGUGAUCAUGGACACUCUGGAGAAGAAAGACUUCCUAAAGCGUCGCCCUUGGCUGGGGGCACCCCUGCAGGUGGGACUGGUGGGCUUCUGCCUGGUAUUUGCCACCCCCUUGUGCUGUGCCCUGUUCCCUCAGAGAAGCUCCUUACAUGUGAGCAGGCUGGAGCCAGAGCUGAGAGCUCAGAUCCGUGAGCAAAACCCUGACAUCGAAGUGGUUUACUACAACAAGGGGCUUUGAGGGAGGAUCAGCCCCUGGCCCCCUCCCUCACCUCCUUGUGGCUGCUGCUUUAGCAGAGCCUUACCCUCCUGGCCACUUACCCAUCUGCCUGGUACUGGUUGGGGGCUUUGGUGGGGAAGCAGCCAUUGAGAGCAGCAAUCCAUUAGGCUGAGAGAGGUGCCCCAAUUAAGCCUUUUUCUGUCCUCUCUGGUUUCUAAGAGCAGGGCCACAUAAUCCUUUUCUCCUAUGCUUCUAUGUCUACAUGUAUACAUAUACGAGACAUGCGCACGUGCAUGUGUGUAUCUGUGUACAUGCCGUCCUGGAAGCUAGGAACAGACACACUGUCCUCGGAUAUUUUGAUAUCUGGCCUCUCUCCUCGGCAUUGUGCCACCUGUCAGUCAGCCAGGCUACACGACUUUCCUGCCUCAACAGUUCUACUGGCCAAGUCAUUUCUAGUGGCACCUCUCCCCUUCUGGACACAGGAGGAGCCCCAGGAUCACAGCACAGAGUCUAAGGGACACUAGCAGGCCCAACUGGGCUGAAUCCUUCAGAUUUCUGGUUCCUGGGUCCCAAAGCUGAUCCAGGAACUGGGGUGGCAGAGGAAGAUAUACCAGGAUAAGAGAAGCAGGGGUUUUAUGCAUCCUCCACAUCCUGAAGUAGAUCAUUUCCUCUUCUCUCCUCUAUCAGAACAAAGGAGUGUCAGUAUCCUGUACCACUCUUGCCAUCUUCCCAUCUCAUUCCCACUGCAGUGUGGGCAUCUUUGGGUACAAUCUUAGGAGUUCUUGGUCUGCUCUGACAUCAUAGCCUCAAAUCUACACGUACAGUCCCAACUCCUUCCCCAAACCAAAAAGCCAUGAAGGCAGAGCAAACAUUCCCCUUUAAGAGCUCCCACUGCACCCUCUUACAGAGGGACACAGCUGUGGGAAUGGUGCUUAACCUCCACAGGUAUCUGAGUGGAUGUAACUAGGACACCCUCAAGGGCAAGUAGGCCCUGAGUGUACAAUCUUAAGACAGGAAAUUUUGUCUUCUGUUGACUCUUGUCAGACAUUCAGCAGAACCCUGACCCUAGCUUCUCUUUUUUGAGGCUUAGCCCUGCUCCUACCUCUACUCCCACUCCCACCUCCCAAGAGGAAGAAGAGCCUGGGCAUCCAUAGGUGGUCUAAAUGGGAGAUAGGCAUGGGAAUGGGAGUGUAGAGUGUAGAGGUACACUCAUAGAAUACAGGGCUGGACCUUGACUUCAACUCCUAUGAGCUCUGGCUGAAGCAAUGGGUGGGACAGAUGAAGGCCCCAGUGGGAUCCCCCAAGAGUACUUUCCUGCUCCUUCAACUAUCUGCCAUCAGUGACUAAAACUAUGAUGCCAUUGCUACUCAAUAAACUGAAAACCUGUCUA
Molecule: messenger RNA, 2493 nt
Organism: Canis lupus familiaris (dog)
Lineage: Eukaryota; Metazoa; Chordata; Mammalia; Carnivora; Canidae
Gene: SFXN3
Product: sideroflexin 3
Exons: 11
Coding region: 159-1124 (321 amino acids)
Biological process (GO): monoatomic ion transport; serine import into mitochondrion
Cellular component (GO): mitochondrial inner membrane
Molecular function (GO): monoatomic ion transmembrane transporter activity
Source: RefSeq, a predicted model, not a curated record